Molecule: messenger RNA, 1681 nt
Organism: Trematomus bernacchii (emerald rockcod)
Lineage: Eukaryota; Metazoa; Chordata; Actinopteri; Perciformes; Nototheniidae
Product: CD209 antigen-like protein C
Exons: 7
Coding region: 389-1129 (246 amino acids)
Source: RefSeq, a predicted model, not a curated record
CUUUUUUCUGUGUAAAACUUUUAUUUACAUGUAUAUGAACCGGAACACAUCCCUCUGAACAACACAACCCUCUGAUGCGUGUGAUGGUAGCUUGGCACGCUACUUCCCUGGAACCGUUGCUGCUUCCAGUGUUUCCUCCUGACGUCUUUGAUCACUACCCAGUCACCGGGCUCGAAGUGGUGUUGUGGCGCAUCAGCUGGCGUCGGCAGUACGGCUUUCACCUGAGAGUGGAUAACUGAGAGGAAGACUGAAAGACUUAUACAGUAGUUCAACAAAAGAUAAAGCAUUUAGAAAUUCAAACCAGCAACCACACUUUUCCAGGUCACAUACUUCAGGAUACUUGCUGCAGAGCUGACCUUCUAGGAAAGAGUUGGCAUUCUCAUGAGCAAUGGAGGAAAUUUAUGACGAUGUUGACAAUGUCAAAACCCUAAGCUCAAGCUCAUCAACAAUACAAGAAGGUCCCAGGAGACUUCUCAGAGCGUCUGUUCUCGGUCUGGGGCUGCUGAGUGUUUUCCUGCUGGCUGGACUCAUCGGCCUCGCUGUCCACUACCAUAACUCAGUAGGUGGUGCAGCUGCAGAUCUCUCCGCUGUCAAAGCAAACCUGACUGAGCGUCUCCAGGCCAGAGAUCAGCUGCUCUACUCAGUGACUGAAGAGAGAGACGGACUGAAGGCCAACCUCACUGAAAAGACCAGAGAGGUGGACAGGCUUCAGAGUUUGUCCAAACAGAAGAAAACUUGUCCUGCAGGAUGGAGGAUGGUCGGUUGUGUCUGUUAUCUCCUCUCUACGGAGAAAGCUUCUUGGGAACAAAGCAGACAAAACUGCAGAGCCAGAGGAGCAGAUCUGGUGAUCGUAGACAGUAAUGAAGAACAGACGUUCAUGACCAGCAUGAUCAAGGAACCAACUUGGAUUGGGUUGAAUGACAUAGACCAAGAGGGGACCUGGAAAUGGGUCGAUGGAUCUCUACUGACUCAGAAGUACUGGGGACAGCCACCUGAUAAUGGUAAUGGUGAUCCUAAGUGGGGUGAAGAGGACUGUGCAUGUCUUGUAAAUAACUGGAAUGGUGAAAACAACUGGAAUGAUCUACGGUGUACUACCCCUCUGCAAUGGAUCUGUGAAAAAAUACUGUAGCUUGUGGCUGUGAGGCAGUGGGUGUGUCUUCCCAUUGGAAGGUUGUGGGUCCGAUCCCAGCUCCUGCCGUCCUCAUGUCGAUGUAUCCCACUUAACCCCAGAUUAAUCCCGUAUGAAUGUUAGCUUCCUUGAGCUGGUGGCAUUUAGUUUGGCUGCCCCUGUCUGUGAAUAUGGGAGAAUGCUAGAUAUGUACAGUAUGUAUGCUUUGAAGAGUUGUAAAGAUUGGAUAAGCAAUAUAUAAAAUGCUAUCAAUUUACCAAUACAUUUGUUACUACUUUUACAAUUGAUGCAAAAUGACUUCAAAAGUGCUUUUGUAUUUGCUAAACUGUAUAUAUAGAGAAAGAGAGUCUACAUCAACAAGUGGUUGGAGGUCAGGAAUGAAGAUAUUGGUUUGAGUUUUGGCCAAAUUUGACUGCUUGUUACUGGGAAUAUUAACCAUGGGAAAUUAGGAUGUUUAGCAUGUUCUAUACGUGCUCAUGACCAUCAUGUGCAAUAAAAAAAAGCUGCAUAUUGUACGGCUUCUAUAUUAUGAAAUAACAAACGUUGUCCUGA